AUGUCGUCGGACGCAGAGACCGAGAAGUUGGAGGAGGAGCCUUCGGGAGCGGUGGUGCUGUCGCAGCUGGCGCGGGAGCAUGCGGGGGAGGGCGCAGACGGAGGACAAGAGGAGCCGCACCCUGUUGCGAGCACUGAGGAAAGUCCAGGGGAGGUCCCGGUAGAGGUCCCGAUAGAGGGCUCGACACAGCAACAACCGCAGUCGCAGUCGCCAACUCAGGAACCAAGUAGCUCUUUCCAACAAGACGCGCUUCUAGGUACGGAAACCGCGCCACCGUCCGCGGUACCGCAACCCUCGGACACCGCCACACAGGAGGCAGUACUGCAAGCAUCCGCCUCUGCCCCAUCCCCCAUCUUAAAACGUUCUCUAGACGACGAGCACCCAGAUUCACACUUCAAGAAGCCCCGACUGCCGGCCACUGGUGUCGAGAAGGUGGAGGAAAAUGACGACGAUAACGACGCGGACGAAGACGAAGACGAAGCGGAGGACGAGAUGCUGGACAAAACCGAAUCUCAGGGUCCCGCGGCUGCGAAUAUAUCACGAAAACCGACUACGGCGGCCACCGCAAGCGCAGAGACCCACUCGUCGAUGGAGGCGGAAAGCACGAGGCUGGCCGCUCUGAAGGAAAUCACUGAGAUCGAGCGGCAAUUCGCAGAAUUGCGUCAAAAGCUCCACGAUAGCAAGAUGGCCAAGCUACAAACCGAAACGCAAAUGUGCUUGGAAGGUUCACACCCCGCGCUUCAGGACUACUACCAAAAAAUCGAUUCGGUACGCGACUUCAAAUUGCGUCGCGCCUACCAGAGACAGAAAUAUGAAUUGGAGUGUAUCGACAAAGAGACGAAAGCCACCCGUUGCUUCAUCCAUCAGAAUUUUCAGCGCAAAGUAUCGAAUUUGAAGCAUGACAUGCUGGUGAACACCACACAACGAUGGUACGACAUCAAUAAAGAGAGGCGAGAAAUGGAUAUUGUGGUGCCGGACGUAAACUACCAUGUCCCUGUCAAGAUUGACGGGAAAACAUUGAGCUGCAUCACGGGCUACGCAGCUCCCGCACAAUUGCGGCGCGAGGGCGACCCUCUGAGUGAGGAUUUGCAGUGCGAAGGUAUUCAGAUACGGUUCAAGAACAACCCGGUGGAUAAACUCGAGGUGAUUGUGGAUCGCAUGAGGUUCAACAACGAACUGAGUGAUCUGGAAGGGUUGAAAAGGUUUUUCGAUGGGUUCCCGGGCGCGCCGAGCCUAAGCGGGUUAAAGGAUUCAGAAAUAUACGAGGAUCUACAGGCAAUGCAAAGAAACUCGUAG
Lachancea dasiensis is the source of this 1296-nucleotide messenger RNA. NCBI's taxonomy places the organism in Eukaryota, Fungi, Ascomycota, Saccharomycetes, Saccharomycetales, Saccharomycetaceae. The record is from the annotation of a GenBank genome assembly.